AUGGCAGGGGUGCUUGCUGACUUGCAGCAUGUGCACACUUUUCUGUCUUCGCAAAAGCGCUUGGUGAGCGCUGACGUCUUUGACAAGAUGAUGGAUGCCCAAGCCAACAUGUUUGCACGUCGCUUCGAACAUGACAAGGGCGACAUUUCUCUAGCUGAUGCCACAUCUCUCUCUGAUGCCAUCUCCAGUGGGCCUUGGACAAGUGCCCAACAAAAAAAGAUGGCUGAGAAGCUUGCAUUGAGCGUCGAUUGCAAGGUAGGUUCAAAUACAAAGAAGCAAGGAAGGCGCUGUGGUCAAACUGUCAGUGGCUUUUCGACCUACCUCACCAAAACAGAUUUGGAUUGCUUGAAAGCAGAUGUGCAUUCGUCUAUCAAGAUCGACACCAUAGCAGAGAGAUGCUUCAUGCUGAAGCUUCACUGCCCAAAGGAGCCAACAGUCAAGCACAUUGUGGCAACUAUGGUCGAUUGCGGUCUUGAAGCUACAAGUGCCAAGGACAAGUUCAAUGCGGUGCAGGACUUGAAGGCGAAGUUGAGGGCCAAGGUGAAACCUUUGAGGGGCACCGGGGAAAUGACCAAUGAGGACCACCUUGCGAAUUAUCCAGAAGAUCCCCGCGACCUACCCGAAUCCAUUUGGAGGAAGCCACUGGCCUUGGAAGACAAGCACGAUUCACCAGCACAGAUGGACACCAAGGAUGCACCUGAAACCAGCAAGGAGCAGUGCAAACAAUCAGAACUCUUCGAUCUGCCAGUCUUGGAGAGUCCCGGCAAUAACGUGAAGACACCUGAGGAACACAUGGCCAAUGUGAGCAAUGCAUUCAAGGCUAGGGAGAAUGCAAAGGAGACUUCACCAGGUGCAAAGGUCAAACCACAAGGCAAAGCAAAGGCUAAGGCAGCAGCAAAAGGGAAAGCAAAGGCAGCUCCGACACCCAAGGGGAAAGCAAAGCCAUCUCCAAAGGGCAAAGCACAAGCAUCCAAUAAGAAGCAAACAGGAGCAUCUCCAGUCAAAAAGGCUCACCUCAAGGUUCCACAGCCUGGCAGCGGGACAUACUUUCACAAAAAUGGCAAGGUGCACCGUUCGGACAAAGGUUUGUGCUGGCGGGUCUUUGUACAUAAAAGUGAUAGGUGCGACAAGAAGGUUCCGUUUCACGGUGAUGAAGCUGCCAGCUUUCAGAAGGCUUUGCGUCUCGUUGAAGCUGGAGCGUGA
Molecule: messenger RNA, 1203 nt
Organism: Durusdinium trenchii
Lineage: Eukaryota; Dinophyceae; Suessiales; Symbiodiniaceae
Source: the annotation of a GenBank genome assembly